AUUACCGUGUGAAUUACGACGAGCGGAAUUGGAACAUGUUAACAGCGCAACUGAUGUCCGGAGGGUUCGAUAGGAUUAGUUCAGUAGCCCGAGCAGCUCUCCUAGAUGAUGCUUUCAAUUUGGCUCGUAGUGGCUACAUCAAUUACAGUGUACCAUUUCAUCUUGCUCGGUAUCUCAUUGACGAAACCGAAUACGAACCCUGGUUAUCCGCUACGAGUUCUCUCGUUUUCCUGAAUAAAAAUCUUCAAGAUCUACCCGUCGUUCGAGACUCUCUACAGGAUUAUGUUAGACGUCUACUGGCGCCGAUUUACCAAUCUUUAACCUUGACUGCAUCAAACCGAAAUUCGCUUCGAGAGAAACUUUUCCGACAGUUGAUACAAUCCACUGCAUGCACAAUGAGGAACGAGGAUUGUUUAAAUACCGCGAAUUUGCUAUUUACGAAGUGGAUUGCGAAUUCCUCAGAAAGGGUUGAUGCGGAGAUGAAAAGUUCUGUAUACUGCGUUGGAAUUCGAACUAGUGGCGAAUGGGAUGUAGUUUUCAGGAGAUUCUUAAGAGAAGAUCUCCAUACUGAGAAGGAGGUAUUGAUCAGUGGCCUCGGUUGUACGAACAAUUCUGCGUCGAUCACAAAAUAUUUAGAUUUCAUGAUGAGCGAUGCUCCCCAAUUACCUAAGCAGUACCGUUUGAAAAUACUUGAUGCUGUUUUGAAUGGGAACCCUGAGAAUGUGGAGCAAACACUGCUAUAUUUAUCGAAAAAUCUCCAGAAAAUCAUCGCCGUGUGAGUAGUACACAUUUUUUAAAUUUAAUCCCAAUGUAAGAAUUUCAUCUUCACUUUUCUGUCAGAAGAGGAUUUCCUUUCCUGAAUAAGAUGAUCACUGCCAUCGCAGGACGAAUCACCUCAUCGGCAAACCUACAAAUGUUCUUAUCGAUCGUCG
This is a messenger RNA of Diachasma alloeum, 932 nucleotides long. RefSeq names its product aminopeptidase N. The transcript has 5 exons. Gene Ontology annotation, cellular component: cytoplasm. Gene Ontology annotation, biological process: proteolysis; peptide catabolic process. The coding region runs from base 36 to 779 and encodes 247 amino acids. NCBI's taxonomy places the organism in Eukaryota, Metazoa, Arthropoda, Insecta, Hymenoptera, Braconidae. The record is from RefSeq and is a predicted model, not a curated record. Gene Ontology annotation, molecular function: zinc ion binding; metalloaminopeptidase activity; peptide binding.